CUUGUGGGCGGAGCCUCUGGCGGGCGGGGCCGGCUGGAAGGUUCCGCGGCGGGUGGGCGGGGGAGCGAGCGUGUCUGGGCCGCUGCCGUGCCGCCAUGGACUCGCGCAAGCUGAACGAGCUGCGGGCCUUCGUCCGGCUGUGCAAGCAGAACGCUGGACUGCUGCACACCCCGGAGCUCGCCUUCCUCCGCGAGUGGGUGGAGAGUAUGGGAGGCACAAUACCACCUGCUCCAGCCAAUGCUGCCACGGAGGAGACAAGUAAGGGCAAAGCAGAGGAACGCCCAGAGGAGCCGGUUAAAUCACCUGAACCAGAAAGUGAAGAGAGCGACUUAGAAAUUGAUAAUGAGGGAGUGAUUGAACCAGACAACGACGACCCUCAAGAAAUGGGAGAUGAAAAUGUGGAGGUAACUGAAGAGAUGGCAGAUCAAGCUAAUGAAAAGAAGAUGGAAGCGAUAAAUGCUCUCAGUGAAGGGGACCUUCAGAAGGCUGUUGACUUGUUCACAGAUGCUAUCAAGCUGAAUCCUUGUUUGGCCAUCUUGUAUGCCAAGAGGGCAAGUGUUUUUGUGAAACUCCAGAAGCCAAAUGCUGCCAUUAGAGAUUGUGACAGAGCCAUCAAGAUUAAUCCUGACUCGGCACAGACCUAUAAAUGGAGGGGGAAAGCACAUAGACUUCUUGGUCACUGGGAGGAGGCUGCUCAUGAUCUUGCAUUAGCUUGUAAACUGGAUUAUGAUGAAGAUGCAAGCGCCAUGCUGAAGGAGGUGCAGCCAAGAGCUCAGAAAAUUGCAGAGCAUCGACGAAAAUAUGAGCGGAAGCGUGAAGAAAAGGAAAUCAAAGAAAGAAUGGAAAGAGUGAAGAAGGCACGGGAGGAGCAUGAGAAAGCACAGAGGGAGGAAGAAGCAAGACGACAGGCAGGAGGAGCUCAGUUUGGUGGCUUCCCAGGUGGCUUCCCAGGUGGCUUUCCUGGGGCUGCAGGCAUGCCAGGAAUGGCAGGUAUGCCAGGUCUCAAUGAGAUCCUCAGCGAUCCAGAAGUUCUUGCAGCCAUGCAGGAUCCAGAAGUUAUGGUUGCAUUCCAAGAUGUUGCCCAGAAUCCAGCAAAUAUGUCCAAGUACCAGAGCAAUCCUAAGGUCAUGAAUCUCAUCAGUAAAUUGUCUGCCAAAUUUGGCAGUAAACCAUAAAAUCCCUGGUUCUUAAAAAUCAUACCUGAACAGGAAGGAUUGGAUUUGGCUAACCAAUGUUGCAAUAAAAUAAACCAUUUUACCUCUGAUCUUCUUAAGAAGAGAAAUGGGGUGUUCUAAGGAGAACUGCUCUCUAGCCCCAGGUAUUGACUUUAUUCAAUUAUUGGUUUCUAGAACUCAAAUUAUAUUCAGAUGACCUAGUUUUCAACAAUCCCUUCUUGUCCAACAGUUGCAACCUUUCAUUGUAAGUGUUACAGACAGUUUUCUCCAAAUUAACUUUCUUAUAACAAAUUGUAGUAUUCCAGGAGUAUAAGAUAAAAACAUGCUAUUUUUUUUAUUGCUCUCACUGAGCAAAGGAGAAAGAACUUUAACAACUGAAGUCUGGCUUAAUCCCCUUAGGACAGGAAAAUAGCAAAGGUGGGACAAGUCUGAAGAAUUAACUGGAUAAAGGAAUUGUCUGCAAAUACAACUUUUUUUUAUGGGUGAUAGACUUUUUAAAGCUGUUAUCAGUAUAAUUAGGCUAGCUAGUUACACACUGGAACUUCUGGCAGUACUGCAAAUAGUAUAUCAUUUUGAUCACCACAACUGUGCAGCAAAGGUGCAGUUCCACCCUUUGCACAACCUGGCAUGAAGUAUAUAUUGCUGAGGCCACAGAUGUUUUGUUACUUGUUCAGUUCUUGUCCAGCACCUUUACGUAACAUUUUAUUUAUCAGUCUGGGUAUGGGAGAGCAGCUUCCUGUCUGUGCUUGUACUCUUGUCCUUUCCCAUUUGGCAGGCCCUCUGCUGGUUGCACUCACCCUUCCUUGGGGCCAUGCUUACCAGGUUGCAUCUAUUUGGAAACUUUAGGGAAGGAAUCUUGUUCCCAUCACUACCUCUGUCCCACUGAAUGCAAGCCAUCCAGAACAUGUACAUGCAGAGUUACAGGUUGGUGAAGUGGAGAAUACCCAACAGAAUUGCAGCUCUGGGUUCUGAAUCAGUUUGGGUUCUUACAUGCUCGCUGAUUAAAAUUUCUAGGUCCAAGUCCUGCUGUCUCUGUGUCUCUGAUGACUCUUUCUUCACCACAUUCUGUAGUCUUCCAUCUUUUCUUGUAGCCUCUUGUUAAAAAAAAAAAAAAAAUCUGUUGUUGUGGUUUCAUACCUCCAUGGUUUUGAGGCUUGUGAUACAGAGGAAAAGGUGAAGUAAAUGGAAAAGACAGAACAUUCUUCUAAUACAUGCAUUUAUCAGCAUGGGUAUCUUUGAUGCAGUGUCUGUCUUGAUGAUAUUUGGUGGAUUUGGCUACCAAUAAAGACAGUUGUUGCUUCUGUUUGUCUUGGCUAAAAACAACUUUAUGUAGAAAAAAUGACCAGAGUUACCUGUUCACCCCUUGAAUUUUAAGGUUUGUGUUACUCUUUUGUAAUUCUGUAUCUUGAGCCAUAAUUGAUGUUACCAUUUUUAAACAAAUCUGGUUUGAUGUAGGAGCUCUGCAGCAGUUGCAAAAAAGUAAAUCCCCAAAUGCUUUUUCUCCUACUAAUGACCCUGCACAAGGAAAUGUGAAUCUUUUUGCUUAAGAAAUACAGUUCUGAAUACUUCUCUUAGCCUUUAAAAAUAAAGUAUGGUUUUGAAAAACACAGCUUUUUGGGUUUGUGUAACUUUCUGAUAAAAACUAUUUUGCUUAAAUGAAACGUGGAAGUGCUUUAUUCUAACUGUGUAUAUAACUUGUGUUCUAAAUUGGAACAAAAUGCCAAAGGGCCUGUCUUCAUGACCGAAUAAACUCAAAUUACAAUGGUGUGUUGCUGUGUGCAUGGCUUUUGGUCAUAGUCUUGAUCUCCCAUUCCCAAAAAGAGAUAUGUGAAGUAGGUCACCCCUCAAUAUAGGCUAAAUCUUGACUUCUGCAUUCAGGCUAGUGCAUGUGUUGUGCACAAAUUAGAGUAUCUUGAAUAUAGAUUUAUUCCCUACAGUUUCCUGUUAUUCCAACAUGGCUGUUUGUGUCUGUCUUUCCAUGAGUAGUCAAAAGUAGUAAGUUACUCCUAGGUAAUAGAAACAGUCAUAUCUGUGUCCUGCCUGCUUGCUUAUACAUGAGUUGCCCUUACUGAGAGUUGAUUGAUUCUGUAAAAGCAUUCUCUCUCAUUUUGAUGUUGGCUUUAGCAGUUUAGCUGAAUUCUCGUUAUUUGGGAAUAUACAUCCUGUGACUCCCUUGGUGUGUGAGCUUUUUUGGUUUUAGUGCUCUCAGCAAGUAAAUUGAUGAGCUGUCUGGACCUCAUCUCAGUUCUCUGAGUUGGUGUGUGGACAUCUAAGCAGCAAAACUAGUUUAAACAGAAGUUACAAGUGCAGAAAGCUAACUGCACGAGAGAUGAGCAAAGACAGGAGGUUCCAAAUGUGGGAUGUAAGUAGCUAAAUGAGGAAGUUGUUAUUUUCAUUGAUUGCUCCUGUAUUUCCCAGCAGAUCCUUCAGGUUAUUUGUGUGAGUCCCAGUGACUUGACUGUCCUCUCCGGUUCAGCUGCUGCCCCAAGGGAAAGCAAGUGUCAGCUCAGUUGCCACAUCCAGGCUGUUCUAGUUCACAGGGAGUCCUUUUGCAUAGUAAUGUGGAAAAUGCAAAGCUUGGUGCCUUUACCAGAAAUUUUUGGAAAUUUUAUCUCCCUUCGUUGUUGGUACUUGUUGAGGCGGCUUGGUUUGUCUUUGUGGGAAGGCAGUAACUGGAUGAGUAGGAGCCAGACACUCAAAGUUGGAUGAAGGCAGAUGGGACAAAGCUAGGUAGAGCAGUGAUAGGCCAGAGGAGAAUGGGUCAAUGAGUAUUAAAAAGCCACAUAAAACUAUGUUACAGCGACAGCCUUUUGCAAGUACUAUAUUUAGUUUAGAAUGUCUGUCUUUAAAUGCCGCCUUGUUUUUAUUGUGUGUGAUUUUCAGGGCUUUUGCAUAAGCCACACUCUUGCAUACCUGUACAUCCCUCUUCUGUGGAAUGGAAGAGGAAAUAAGAUUGUUAUGGGAGCUCAUGGUACCUGCUGUCCAAGCAGAAUCCUUCAUCCAUAUGGAUGGCAGACUCUGGACACAGCCAGGGGGAGCUGGAGCCAGGUUAGCCUUGGCAUGUACCUUCCUAUGGAUCACGGCGUGCUGCUGACUGGAAGGGUUUGGAGCCUCUUUGAAAUCCCCCAGGGCAAGUAUGCUGAGGGAUGCUAGUGGCAGAGGCCUGGAGGGUUGUUUCUUGUUUGCUCCAGGGCAGUCUGACCUGGCAGUUAGUGGUACUGACAAUGGUUGGUAACCUGGAGCUGGAGGGUGGCUCACUAAGCCAACGGUAGCAGUGGUUUAUUUCUGAUGCCUAGAGAAAGGUGUCCUGUGAAACACAUUCAGAGCCCUGCAGAGGUGGGCCUCAACCUUGCUUCACACAUGAUGGAGUGAGGGCAACAUUGUAGAAAGUAAUUCUGGAUUACCAAAGAGCUGAAUGGAGUAAAAAAUGGUGGUGUCCAAUUGAAUGCAGACACCUCCAUGUUCAGUACCACAAGACAAAUCAUAGGAGGUCAGUAGUGAUAUAAGAAAAUGCAAAUAGAGUGGAAGCAGGAACAGUUUUAAUGUGGCAAAUAAAUGAAGCAGAUCAGGUGGUUGCUGGUAAAUCUGUACUAUAGAACAAGAAAAAAAAAAUUAAGCAGCCGGGCAACAAGUCACUGAUCACUUUAUGAAUCAAAGCUUGGGUACAUCAUACUCACUUGAUGUGACCCUCACAAACAGGAACUUCACGUACGACAAACCUUUCCUUGUCCCUACUGACUGGAGGUCCCAGAGAAUGUAAAUACCAAGGACUCUCCUGUAAAUCUGAAUCUUGAUGACUAACCAAAUCCAGAUGUUCAUUUGUAAAUUUGCUAACAAAGUGUUACUACUGUAUUUGUCUGCUUACAAACACACUUUUGAAAGCUAUAUCCUAGAUGUAUGAUCUCAGACAAGCUUGAGAUCUUAUCAAUAAAUAAAUAAAUGUA
This is a messenger RNA of Motacilla alba alba, 5119 nucleotides long. RefSeq names its product ST13 Hsp70 interacting protein (gene ST13). NCBI's taxonomy places the organism in Eukaryota, Metazoa, Chordata, Aves, Passeriformes, Motacillidae. The record is from RefSeq and is a predicted model, not a curated record. Gene Ontology annotation, molecular function: protein dimerization activity; Hsp70 protein binding. Bases 96 to 1175 code for a protein of 359 amino acids. The transcript has 12 exons.